AUGGUUCCACCUCCGGGUCGCUUCCGCUCAUUUCGUCGUAGGUCUCGUUCCCCUCUCGGCGUAUCUGUUCGUCCUUUUCCGAGCAGUCGUCACGGUCCUCGUCAGUUUAAGUACAAUGGCGGACCGCCUGAUAUCAGACCGAAGUUCAGAGAUCAACCUUUUAAUAAUAAAAGGGACAUUCCUCCACGUCGAAAUUUGAUUAUUCAAAAUGAAAGAGGACCAAAUUUUAAUGGCCCCUAUUCAUCGAGAAAUCGAAGUCCAGUCAACGAUCGUCCAUCUUUUGACGCUGUUGAACGGCGACCUCCACCCAUUAACGGUGCUCCGAGACGAUUCAAUCGGAACAGCACGCCGCCACAGUCAAAUAACAGCUUCAGAAACUUCAAUGGAGGUCGUGACUUUAUCAAGGUACCUCGGCGUGAUGUGGUGCCAGAUAGGAAUCGCAGGUUCAUGGAUCGAGGUGAUCACCAGUCCUAUCGCAGUGAAGUUCGACAUCACUUUGACAAUCAGACAAUGCGAGAUGCUCCUAGGCGAAUACGGUCGCCAUUAGAAAGAGAUCAUUGGCGCUCUGACAACGUGAAUCCUCGACGCUCCCCUAUUCGUCAUAAAUCCCCUCGGCUUAACAAUAUAACACCGCCCACACGAUAUACUAAUCCAUAUGUAGAUGAUGUUCGACGUUUUAGAGGAGGACAUAGAGGCGGACGAACAUUCCGUUCAGGGAGAGCACUAUUACGUUCUCAAGAUCGAUCUCUGCCCUCCAGACGCUAA
Rodentolepis nana is the source of this 765-nucleotide messenger RNA. Lineage: Eukaryota; Metazoa; Platyhelminthes; Cestoda; Cyclophyllidea; Hymenolepididae. The record is from the annotation of a GenBank genome assembly.